AUGGGGGAGGGGCGGGAGGAGGAGGGUCUCCUUUGUCUGAGCGGCGGCGGCCUGCGCCGGGGAGGGAGGGAGAGCGGGAGCCGGCCGGGGAAGACCCGAAGGCUAAGCCCUGUGGAGCCCACAAAGACGAGCCCAGGGCCGGACCUCACCCUCUUCCUUCCUCCCCCCAGCCGGCUCGGUUCGGGGAAGCUGCAGGAGUUCGGCGUGGGGGAUGGCAGCAAACUGACGCUCGUCCCCACCGUGGAGGCUGGCCUCAUGUCUCAGGCCUCCCGGCCAGAACAGUCUGUGAUGCAGGCCCUGGAGAGUUUGACUGAGACGCAGCCCCCAGCGGCGCCCGGGCCGGGCCGGGCUGGCGGAGGCGGCUUCCGGAAAUAUCGAUUCAUUUUAUUUAAGCGUCCGUGGCACCGACAGGGACCCCAGAGCCCAGAGCGGGGCGGCGAGAGGCCCCAGGUCAGUGACUUCCUGUCGGGCCGCUCGCCGCUGACCCUGGCGCUGCGUGUGGGUGACCACAUGAUGUUCGUCCAGCUGCAGCUUGCCGCCCAGCACGCCCCGCUGCAACACCGCCACGUACUGGCCGCCGCUGCAGCCGCCGCCCGCGGGGACCCCAGCAUCGCGGCCCCCGUGCCCUCUCCCUGCCGGCCAGUGUCCAGUGCCGCCCGCAUCCCCCCGGUGCCCACCAGCCCUGCCCCUGCGUCCCCCUCGCCUGUCACAGCUGGCUCCUUCCGAUCCCACUCGCCCUCCGCUGCCUGCCCUGAGAUGGACUGUUCCCCUCCCGCCAGCGCCAGCCCCACAUCCACCCCCGGGGGCAGCCCCGCCUCCCGCUCACGCAAGCCGGGCGCUGUCAUCGAGAGCUUCGUGAACCACGCCCCCGGGGUCUUCUCCGGAACCUUCUCUGGCACGCUGCACCCCAACUGCCAGGACAGCAGCGGGCGGCCGCGACGCGACAUCGGCACCAUCCUGCAGAUCCUCAACGACCUCCUGAGCGCCACACGGCACUACCAGGGCAUGCCCCCGUCGCUGAGCCAGUUGCGCUGCCACGCCCAGUGCGCGCCCGCCUCGCCCGCCCCAGACCUCGCCCCCAAAACUACCUCCUGCGAGAAGCUGGCGGCCACGGCCCCGGCCUCCCUGAGCCAGGCCCGCGUGUGCAAGCCCCCCGGGGACCGGCUGCGGCAGACGGAGAACCGCGCCACCCGCUGCAAAGUAGAACGGCUGCAGCUCCUGCUGCAGCAGAAGCGACUCCGCAGGAAGGCCCGGCGCGACGCCCGGGGCCCCUACCACUGGCCGCCCAGCCGCAAGGCCGGCCGCAGCGACAGCAGCAGCGGCGGCGGGGGCGGCGGCCCCAGUGAGGCCGCGGGCCUGGGCCUCGACUUCGAGGACUCCGUCUGGAAGCCCGAAGUCAACCCCGACAUCAAGUCCGAGUUCGUGGUGGCCUAGGAACCGCGGCCCUCGCCCCAGCCCGGGUGGCCGCACGCCUCGCCCAGCGCAGGACGGCAGGCGGUGGUGGUGGCGCAGCCGGAGGCCCCUCCCUCCCUGGCCGCCCUCCUUCUGGUUUUCUUUUUCAUUUCACUUCUUACCAUGGUUUCCCGAACUCUCUGUGGACUUGCGUUCCUGCCUCCUCGGUUCAGCUCACACUUCCCCCCACUUCCUCCGUCACCCCAUCCUCGCCUCCUGUCCCCGGCCCGCGCCCGCGCCGGGUCCCUCCCCGCCCACCUUCCCCAGCUCGAAAUAUGUAGCAGUCUUUCCAGAUGGUUCAGCGGAGACGAGGAAGCCGCCCCCAGCCCUUCCGCUCCGCCGCCCUGCCGCCCUCCCUCACCCUCUUCAGGUUUAAGUUGAACAUGUAGAUGCCUCAUUAUGCACUUUACAGCCGAGGGGAGGGGGCCGCGGGGAGGAGAGCCCCCUGCACCCCGGCCUGGGCUCCCACACCCCACUCUCGGGAACUGCAGGUGCACCCAACCGACCAGGGACUGUUCCUCUUCACGUCUGUCCUCUUUUCUCUUCUUGGUUUUUCAUUUCCACUUUCCUCUUUCCUGGAAAAGAAAAGGAAAAGCCCUUUCCGGGCAGAGGCUGGCCAGAGCCUGCUUGGGGUUCGGGUCGGGUGUGGGGCCCUUUCCUGGCAGGAAAGGGGGGCAGGGCGCAGGCCCGCCGCCAGCCUCCGCCGUCCGCGCACUGUGCGAUUUCCUCCGACGCUGCCCCUCCUUUCUGAGCUGGGGGUAUUUAUAGACUAUUAAUUUUCUGACUGAGCCAAUAGUGGUUGGGAAUCUGUUGAAAAUUCGGGAGAGAAUUGGCUGGGGGGCGGGGGAGACGCCCCCAGCCCUCCUCCCGGCCCAACCUGAGGGAUCUGGGCCUGUGGACUGUCUGGGGGCCCUCGGCCCGGCCGCCGGGAGUGGGGGGUGCUGAGCUGUGAAACCCCCGGCAGGGGCCACACUGUGUAGCAUUAACCCCCUUGGGGGGGGUUCGCUGCUGGUCUAAUUUGGACCCUCCCCCACUCAUGCCCAUGGUCCCCGGGGCAGAGGGACAGACCCCCUACUGGGGCCAUUUCAGUGGGGGUGGAGUUUUUUUUUUUUUUUUUCAUUCACUUUUAUUUUUUACUGAUAAUGGAGAUGUUUGGGCCCUGCCCCCCACCUGUCAAGUCUUGUCCUGGCCCCACCUGUCUGUCCUGCGCGACACCCCCCACGCCCUGCCUGUCCCCCUCCCCAUCCUACUCGUAGGUGAACCCAGGUCCUCACCCCCCCCAUUAUAUGUUAAUGGUUUCAGAUGUGAACAUCAUGUGUUAACUGUAGCUCUGUAAAUUUUUUUGUGGGGGGGGUGGGCAGGGAGGGGUCAGAGGGUAGGGGUCAAGGAUUUGUUUUUUUGUUUUUGUUUUCCAAAAAAAAAAAAAAAGAAAAAAGAGGCGGGUUUGUUUUUGAAGAACUGUCUUGGAGAUCUA
This is a messenger RNA of Ceratotherium simum simum (southern white rhinoceros), 2926 nucleotides long. The record is from RefSeq and is a predicted model, not a curated record. Lineage: Eukaryota; Metazoa; Chordata; Mammalia; Perissodactyla; Rhinocerotidae.